CCUUUUCUGAGAACACAGAAAGCCUGACUCAGGCAGGCAGCUGCCGCUAUUAAAACAGCUCCAGCCCUGCACACUUCCUUGCUGGGGUGAGCGUCGCCGCAAAGAUGAAACCAGCGACCUGGUGCUGGCUGAGCUCAGCUGUCCUUGCUGCGUAUGGUUGUUUGGUUGCAGCAAACAAUGAAACGGAAGAAAUUAUGGAUGAAACGGCCAAGAGCACCUGCCCGGUGAGACUAGAGAGCAGAGGGAGAUGCGAGGAGGGGGGCGAAUGCCCCUACCAAGUGAACCUUCCCCCGCUGACUAUUCAGCUCCCUAAGCAGUUCAGCAGGAUCGAGGAGGUGUUUAAAGAAGUCCAGAACCUCAAGGAAACGGUAAAUAGCCUGAAGAAAUGUUGCCAAGACUGCAAACUGCAGGCUGAUGACAACCGAGAGCCAGGCAGAAAUGGACUGUUGUCACCUGGCACAGAAGUUCCGGGGGAGGCUGAUGGCAACAGAGUUAGAGAAUUAGAGAGCGAGGUGAACAAGCUGUCCUCUGACCUAAGGAAUACAAAGGAGGAGAUCGACGUGCUUCAGGGUCACCUGGAGAAGCUGAAUCUUGUCAAUAUGAACAACAUAGAAAAUUAUGUGGACAAGAAAGUGGCAAAUCUGACAUCUGUGGUCAAUGGUUUGGAUGGCAAAUGUUUGUCCAAAUGUCCCGGUCAAGAACAAAUACAGUCACGUCCAGUUCAACAUCUACUGUAUAAAGAUUGCUCUGAGUACUACACAAUAGGCAAAAGAAGCAGUGGGACCUACAGUGUCACACCAGAUCCCCAAAACAGUAGCUUCGAAGUUUACUGUGACAUGGAGACCAUGGGUGGAGGCUGGACAGUGCUGCAGGUGCGCCUCGACGGAAGCACCAACUUCACCAAAACAUGGCAAGACUACAAAGUAGGCUUUGGAAACCUCAGAAGAGAAUUUUGGCUGGGGAAUGAUAAAAUUCACCUUCUGACCAAGAGUGAUGAAAUGAUCCUAAGAAUAGAUCUUGAAGACUUUAAUGGUGUCAAACUCUAUGCCUUGUAUGAUCCGUUUUAUGUGGCCAAUGAGUUUCUCAGAUACCGUUUACACAUUGGUAACUAUAACGGCACAGCUGGAGAUGCCUUACGUUUCAGUAAACACUACAACCAUGACAUGAAGUUUUUCACCACCCCAGACAGAGACAAUGAUCGAUAUCCCUCUGGAAACUGUGGGCUCUACUACAGUUCGGGCUGGUGGUUUGAUGCAUGUCUUUCUGCAAACUUAAAUGGCAAAUAUUAUCACCAAAAAUACAGAGGUGUCCGUAAUGGGAUUUUCUGGGGCACCUGGCCUGGUGUGAGUGAGUCACAGCCUGGUGGCUACAAAUCCUCCUUUAGAAAGGCCAAAAUGAUGAUCAGACCCAAGCACUUUAAGCCAUAAAUCAUUAGUGUUCAUUCCUCUGCGUAUUCAUUGCCUAACAGGGCAAUUAAUUCCUUCAGGACUUUGGGAUACAUUUUAUACUCCUUUUCCAUGGGUAGAAAUUUAUCUCUGAGCAGUGGGUUCUAAUGAAACACCGCAUUUGAAAUAAAACUGAAAAAUAUACAUUUUAAAGGAGUGUUUUGUUACUGGUAUGCUGUUUUACAAAUGAAUACUUGCAAGCAAUUGGGAAUAUUGAGAAUUACACAUUAAAUUUAUAAUUCAAAUUCUAUUAAUUGAAAGUUUUCUUUCUUUACUUGCUGUAAUUUAAAAAUAAUUGUUUAAUCAACAGGCUAGAUUUUACAUAAGUAAUUUGCAUUUUGGAUGUGGCAAACACAUCUGAACAUAUAUCGCUCUUUUUGGGCUACAAACAGUUAUUUGGGUAACGUUUGUUUGUUUGUUUUCUUUUUUUUUUGUCUCUAAAUACCCUAAUCCUCAUUCUGAGAUAAACUUAUUCAAUUUAUGGCAUUUACUUUGGGACAGGAAGACCCUACAGCAUUUUCGUUCCCAGGCAAAGGGAAAUAUACCUAUAUAAUUAAACCUGUUCAUGUACCAUUCAUGAAAUGUAAAAUGUCUGUUAUUUAAAA
Messenger RNA from Hipposideros armiger (great roundleaf bat), 2050 nucleotides. RefSeq names its product fibrinogen like 2 (gene FGL2). The record is from RefSeq and is a predicted model, not a curated record. The transcript is spliced from 2 exons. Lineage: Eukaryota; Metazoa; Chordata; Mammalia; Chiroptera; Hipposideridae. Bases 105 to 1427 code for a protein of 440 amino acids.